CUCAUCCCGUCUCCGUCCCAAAUUGGGGAUCUCGCGAACCAAACCCCCCUCGACAAAAAUCCCCGAGCCCAAACCGAUCGAACCCUAGGGUUUCACCGGACGACCACCACCACCACCUCCUCCUCCCCGGCCAGCCGCUGCCGCCGUCACCGCCGACGCCGCCAUGUACAACGGCAUCGGUCUGCAGACGGCGCGGGGGUCGGGCACGAAUGGGUACGUGCAGACGAACAAGUUCUUCAUCAAGCCGCGGACCUCGUCGGCGGGAGGGCCCCCGAGGGCGCUGGCCCCGGGAUUCGACGGCGACGCCGGCGGCGGCGGAGGGGGUCUCGGCGGGAUGCGCAAGCCGAACAAGGAGAUCCUGGAGCACGACCGGAAACGGCAGGUGGAGCUGCGGCUGCUCCUGCUGAGGGACGCGCUCGAGGAGCAGGGGUACACGGAGGGGGAGAUCGAGGAGCGCGUCGAGGAGGCGCGCAAGGAGGCCGAGAUCGAGGCCGCGGCCACUGCGGCCGCGGAGGAGGAAGGCCGUGGGGGCGGGCGGCAGCCACCUCGGGGCAAAGGGUUUACAGACACACAAAGCCACCACGUUGCUGCAAGGAAGGAGAAGCAGCUUGAGACGCUGAGGGCUGCUCUUGGUUUAAAUGUUGAUGAUAAACCAGUGAAGAACAUAGAUUUAGAAAGUGACGUGGAGUCUGGGGAGCUUGUUCCUGGUAAUGAGUAUGAAGGUUUGCAUAUCAAUGGGCCAAAAGAUGGCAAGACUUCAAACGAUGACAGAAGGCAUGCAAAGAAGGGUAAGAAGGAUAAAGGGGGUGAUGCAAAGAGUCAUGUAAAAAGUUCUAGGAAGGGUAAGCUUGGGCAUGCUGCAGAUUCAGAUCAUGAUGAUAACAAGAAGAAUUUUCGCAAUGGCUCAGAAGACGAUCCUGAGUCCAAAUAUGACGAAAAGAGGCGCAGUAAACACAUGAAGAACUCCCGUCAUGAUACAGAUGAUGAUUCUGAGAGUGACCAUAAGAAUGCAAAGCGUGGAAAGAGCUCUUGCCAUGAUCCAGAGUCUGACUCUGAGAGUGAUCAUAAGAAUGCAAAGCGUGGAAAGAGCUCUCGCCAUGAUUCAGUGUCUGAUUCAGAUAGUGAUUAUGGCAAGAAGACAACAAAACAUGGGAAGAGCAAUCGUGAUGAGAGAAAGAAACCUGCCACGAUCUCCCACCGCCAUGACUCGGAAGAUGAAAAGCCUAGAAAGGCCAAGCAUGUUGAUGAUUCAGAUAGUGACUCAGAGAGUGAUGGUUCAUAUAGUGAGUCAGGGAGCGACUAUGAUAAGAAGAAGAAAUCUACAAAUAAUUCUCGCCGUGAAUCUAAAGAUGAUAAGCCCCGAAGAAAGGCUCCUAAAGGCAAGUAUUCUGAUGAGUCAGAAAGUGACUCAGACAGCGAUAAUGGUGAAAGAUCAAAAUAUUCAAAGAUUUCUCGCCGUGAAUCUGAACAUAAGUCCCGGAAGGAUGCUGAUAGACAGGACCAGUUCCGUGAUAAAUUGAAGAGUGAAUUGGCUAGUGAUGGCUAUGGAGAGAAGAAAUCUGUUAAGAUCCCAUACAAUGAUUCAAAAGAUGGUAAACCACACAGCAAGGUCCUUCGGAAGGGCCAGUACAGUGAUGAAUCAGAGACUGAUUCAGAAACUUAUGUGAAGGAAAGGAAGAAUAUUCCCAAGUCCUAUCACCAUAGUGAUAAACAAGCACAAAGAGGUAAAGAGAAGGAAGAGAGCUCUGGAAAGAAUGUUGAUAAGCGCAAGAGGCAUGAUACUGAUUCUGAUUCAGAGGGCCAUGCUCGUGAAAGGAAAAGAUACCUUGAUGCACGGUCAAGCUUGGCUGCCCAAAAGAAAAGAAGUUUGCCUAGCUCAAGUGAGAGCUCAGAGAGUUCAGAUUACAGCAGUAGCAGUGAUAGUGAAUCAGAUGUGAGUUCUGACAGCCGUGAGGAUAGGAAAUCAGCAAGGCAGAUAAAGCAUGAGUUGGAGGAAAAGAAAAGGAGUCAGGAUGAGAAGAGAAAGGAGCUAGAAAAGCAAAAGGUGCAGGAGGAGGAAGAGAGAAAAGAGCAGGAGAGGCAGAAGCAGAGGGAGGAAGAGAGAAAGGCUAAAGAGCUGGAGAAGCAGAGGGAGGAAGAGAGAAAGGUGUUGGAGAAACAGAAGCAGAGGGAGAGGGACGAAGAUAGGCAAGAGCGUGAACCAGAGAGGAGGAAAGACGGAAGUGAUAUCGACAGAGACUACAAAAGAAAAGUUGAAGAUAGGUAUGAACCAAGUAGGAGGCAGGACGAGGACAGGUAUGAUCCAAAUAGGAGACAGGGCGAUGAUAGGUAUGAUCCAAAUAGGAGGCAUGAAGAAUAUGGUCGACGCAAAAAUAGAGAUUCCGAUAGCCGUGAUCCAAAGAGGUCCAGACAUGAUGAUUUUUACCACUAUUCUCGGAGGGACUAUGAACAGCGGUAUUCUAGAGAUGAAUACAGAGACAGGAGGCAUCGUUGAAUGCAAGCCAUAUGUCCGUCUCUGGUUUUGCCAAGAAGAGUGACGGGCCUUUACAUGAGCCGUGCAGUACCAAGAAGAGUUACGGCCCUUUACAUGAGCCGUGCAGUACAAAUGAUGAGAUGAACGAUGUGGUGCUCGCACUCAAGUUUUUCAGUCUCCUAGCAGACUUGAGGCAACAGUAAAUUUCUCCUAGCAGAGAAAAAUUUGCCUCAGCACUGUACGUUUGCGUAUGUUUGUAUGAACUUAUUUGCUUUUUGUUCUUUUAAUGCUCAAUAUGUAUUCUGGAAUUUUGGUGGAUAUAUUACCUUCUCUGCAAGAAACAUGCGUUUUAAAACUGUGCCUAUGUGAUUAAUGCUGAUGAACAUCACAAGCAUUUUGUUGGCCAAAUUUUGUCCUCCUAACUUACCUGAUUGGCU
This is a messenger RNA of Oryza brachyantha (malo sina), 2910 nucleotides long. RefSeq names its product zinc finger CCCH domain-containing protein 13. NCBI's taxonomy places the organism in Eukaryota, Viridiplantae, Streptophyta, Magnoliopsida, Poales, Poaceae. The record is from RefSeq and is a predicted model, not a curated record. The coding region runs from base 164 to 2494 and encodes 776 amino acids. The transcript is spliced from 3 exons.